AGCAGCAGCCUCCUCACAAUUUAAGCCCCAAAUCUAAUCUCCCCAUUUUUCAACCCUCAUUCAACUCUUCUUCUUCCAAACCUUCAUUUUCUGCAUUUUUUAGCUAAAUUAGGGUUUCUUUCUUCAUCAAUGGCGUCCAAGCGAAUUCUUAAGGAGCUCAAGGAUCUUCAGAAAGAUCCUCCUACUUCUUGUAGCGCUGGCCCUGUUGCUGAAGACAUGUUCCAUUGGCAAGCAACAAUAAUGGGUCCUGCAGAUAGCCCAUAUGCUGGGGGUGUGUUUCUAGUGACAAUCCAUUUCCCUCCAGACUAUCCGUUCAAACCACCCAAGGUUGCAUUCAGGACAAAAGUUUUCCACCCAAAUAUCAACAGCAAUGGCAGUAUAUGUCUUGACAUCCUAAAGGAGCAGUGGAGUCCUGCAUUGACCAUAUCUAAGGUAUUGCUCUCAAUCUGCUCCCUGUUGACGGAUCCGAACCCCGAUGACCCUCUUGUGCCAGAGAUCGCUCACAUGUACAAGACAGACCGAUCAAAAUACGAGGCAACCGCAAGGAGCUGGACACAGAAGUAUGCUAUGGGUUAGUCUGGCCGUGUAGCUGGAGAUAAGGAUAUCCCUCAAUUGUGUAUACAAAUCAUUCUUCAAUGUUUAACCGUUGCAGCAGACAAUGAAAAUUGAAUUCCUUGCUACUACAGGUCAAAGCAAACGCUUUACAUUUGUCUGUUGGAACCAUUAUGUUAAUUUCAAUCUGUUGAAUUUAUCUUAGUAUGUGCUGCUCUAAUGAGGGAGUAAUAAUAACUGCUUUUCAA
Messenger RNA from Beta vulgaris subsp. vulgaris (sugar beet), 800 nucleotides. RefSeq names its product ubiquitin-conjugating enzyme E2 28. Gene Ontology annotation, biological process: protein polyubiquitination. Gene Ontology annotation, molecular function: ubiquitin conjugating enzyme activity. Lineage: Eukaryota; Viridiplantae; Streptophyta; Magnoliopsida; Caryophyllales; Amaranthaceae. The record is from RefSeq and is a predicted model, not a curated record. Gene Ontology annotation, cellular component: nucleus. The coding region runs from base 130 to 576 and encodes 148 amino acids. The transcript is spliced from 4 exons.